AUGAAGCUAGUUAUGAGAAGUUCAAGGUUAGAAUAGUUAAUGAAAUUCAAAGGGAAACAUGACAUAAGUUGUUAAGAGUUCAAAUAGUUGAUUUUAGAUACAAGACAACAAUUCCCAUAAUUAAAUGGGGAACAAUUAAAUUGUGUUGUGGAUCUAAUGAAGCAGGACUAAUUAGUGGAUGAUGACAACACCGACUAUUUAUUGACGGCUAUCAAGAAUGUUGAAGAUCAACAAAUCAGAUACUAACUCUUAGAUAAAAUCAUUUUACCAACUUCAAAUUUAUCAAAGGAGCAGGUCAAAGAAAUAGAAUAAAUCAUAGAGAGUUGCCAAUAAUAUGCAAUGGGAUUGUCAAUCAUGGGCAAGAUGGUUGCUUUUUAUGACUAUUAGAACAUACAAAUAAUGAAUAAAUUUGUUAAUGAAUUUGAUGUAACCAAAACAAAUGCAGAAUAAUUGGGUGCCGCUUGUAUUGGUUUGGCAUUGGGAUAAUAUAAGGACAAGUAAUUAUGGGAUGAUAUAGCCUCACAUUGCUUAAAGUUGGAGAAGGACUUUCAUUCUUAUAUGCGUAUAGCAACAGGAAUGGGAUUGACAAAUAAUGGUAAUGUUGAGUUUUGGAAUGAUUUUAUUGAAUAAUUUAGAAAAUAAUUAAAAACUAUAAAUGAAGAUCUAUUCACAUAAUCAUUACAAGUUAUAACCCAAUAAAAUGUUGCUUCAUUAGAAUUAUGCGAAGCAGAAAUAGAAUACUAUAUUAUUAAUUCACACAUUAGAAUUGAGAACAUGAUCUCCAUCUAUGUAUCUAUGGCUAGAAAAUAAUUAGGAUCAUAACAAUUAUACUCCAAAUUAGAACAAGAUAUAUAUGAAAUGUAAUUGUCUGGAGAUGAUCUGAUUUUAUACGUGAUUGAGUUGAUGUAAGUAAAGGAUAGAUUACCAAAUUAGACUCUCAAUGUCUUGGUUGCUAAAGCAUACUCGGAAAGUCAAAAUCAAGAAUUAAUUGAAAAAUUAACAAAUUUGAUAAAAUGA
Messenger RNA from Paramecium tetraurelia, 1017 nucleotides. RefSeq lists its product as uncharacterized. The record is from RefSeq and is a predicted model, not a curated record. NCBI's taxonomy places the organism in Eukaryota, Ciliophora, Oligohymenophorea, Peniculida, Parameciidae. The transcript is spliced from 2 exons.